AUGUCAUCAAGAGAUUUACCAAAAUCAUUUAAUGAGCUAGCAUUUAGUUGGAGAAGACAUCUCAACGAUGAAGUGACACUUCGUAGAAGACGUGGACCCGAUAUCGAACUUUCAUCCGACUCUGAGGCAACUGAUAAGAAAAAAGAUAAGGUGCAGAUGAAAACCCUCUGGCCUGCUUUUUGCUCUGGGGCAGGGUUAUUUUCUGAUGGUUACGUUAAUAAUUCGAUUGGGACUGUGUCAACCUGUUUGAAAUCGAUUUACGGAGAUGCAUAUUCCAAAUCUAAUGCCAUAUCGAAUGUUUCUUCGAUUGCUUUUGCAGGUACUGUUGUGGGGCAAUUGGUUUUCGGGUAUAUUUCUGAUAACAUUGCCAGAAAAGGAGGUAUGCUCAGUGCUAACAUUAUGUUGAUUUUUUUCACAUUAUUAUGUACGGUUGGAACUUGGGAGAGAAAUGGGGAUCCUACUUCAUUAUUCACUGCACUUACAGUUUUCCGUUUUUUCUUAGGGAUUGGAAUUGGUGCUGAAUAUCCUACUGCUUCGGUUAUUGCAUCAGAAUUUGCUAAUCAGUUACCUGAAGGCAAGAGAAACCGUUAUUUUGUUUGGUUUACGAAUUUCAUGAUUGAUACUGGUUUCGUUGUAAGUGCUUUUGUUCCGUUGGUCUGUCUUUGGAUAUUCAGAGAACAUAACUUGGAACCAGUAUGGAGAUUGACUUUAGGUAUAGGUGCGAUUCCACCCAUUUCUUUAUUUUUCAUGAGAUUGAAGAUGAAAGAUAGUGAAUCAUUUCAAAAAAUGAGUAUGAAAAAGGUCAAGAAGGUUCCUUAUCUAUUGAUAUUGAAAUUCUACUGGUUUAGAUUGACCAUUGUUUCUUUAAUCUGGUUUAUUUAUGAUUUCUCAGCCUACUCCUUUGGUAUUUAUUCAUCAGUCAUUCUUCAGCAUGUUGUUCCUGAUGGAAAUUUAUACCAGACCUUCGGAUGGAAUGUUGUAUUUAACUUGUUUUACAUUCCUGGUGCAUUUUUAGGAGCAUUACUCUCGGAUUACAUUGGGCCUAGAUUUAGUAUCGUUCUAGGUACCUUUUUACAAGGCAUCGUUGGGUUUAUCAUGUCUGGCUGCUAUCCAAAAUUGAAAGAGCAUAUUGGUGCGUUUGUUGUUGUUUAUGGUAUAUUUUCUACCUUGGGUGAAUUAGGUCCAGGUGAUAAUAUUGGAGCAGUAGCUUCUAAAACGAGUGCAACUUCUGUACGUGGGACCUAUUAUGGUAUUGCUGCCGCAAUGGGAAAAAUCGGUGCAUUUGUUGGUACUUAUGUUUUCCCUAUUAUCAUUAAGAAUGCUGGUGGUGAAGAAACUGAUAAAGGUAACCAGGCACCUUUUUAUGUUUCAUCAGCGUUAUGUAUGUUUUCAGCUUUUUUGGCUUUAUUUUUCUGUCCAUCAGUUGGACAGAAUGCAAUCAACCAAGAGGACUACGAUUUCAUUAAUUAUCUUAAGGCCAAUAAUUACGACGUUAGUCAAAUAGGUGAUGGUUCUUUUGAUAGCGACAACGGCAUUGAAGAAGUCUUUGUUAAUGAUAAGGAAAAAAAGUCUGAGGGUAUUAAUGUUGAGUCAGAUGUAGAAUCUUCUGAUUAG
Debaryomyces hansenii CBS767 is the source of this 1614-nucleotide messenger RNA. It is a transcript of the gene GIT2, whose product is annotated as Git2p. Gene Ontology annotation, cellular component: plasma membrane. Gene Ontology annotation, molecular function: carboxylic acid transmembrane transporter activity. The transcript has a single exon. Gene Ontology annotation, biological process: transmembrane transport; carboxylic acid transport. The coding region runs from base 1 to 1614 and encodes 537 amino acids. Lineage: Eukaryota; Fungi; Ascomycota; Pichiomycetes; Serinales; Debaryomycetaceae. The record is from RefSeq and is a predicted model, not a curated record.